UUUACAGUGCGCUUUCGGUGCAGUUUGUCCCUGCAGAAAUCACAUGCGGAAGUGGUGGUCGUCCAUGCUGGUGAAAAUAGGCUCUGUUGUUGGUGGUUGCUAACUAUGAUCUUUGAGUUUACUGUAUAAAUACCUAGCUGCAUUUUACACGCAUAGUGUAGUUAAAUUCAAGUCCAUUAUGGCUGGAAGUCGACUUGAAAAAUUCGGGACCGUGUUCACGCGAGUCAGAGAUCUUAUGCGAUCUGGAGUUGUCAAACAGUCUGACAAGCCCAUUUGGUAUGAUGUAUACAAGACCUUUCCACCCAUGAAGGACCCACUUUAUGUCAGACCAGUGGCCAAGAGAUAUGGGAAGAAAGAAGAGGCUGUGCCAGACAUCUUCUACAGAGAGGAUGAAAUCAGAGCUUUUUGUAGGUUUGUGGAGAAGUACACAGAGUUCGAGAGCCAGGGAGAGCUGGAGAAACAGUCCCUGUUUGAGGAGACUGGGAAGGCUCUCCUUGCUGAGGGCUUGGGGUUGAGGAGGAGGGGUAUUCCUGCGGUGGCGUCAGAGACCAGGAAUCCAGUGUUGGGCAUGAAGCUGACAGACAUGCUGGCAGAACAGCAGGCAGAUGCACCUGGCGGAACACGGGUACCAGGAAAAGAGAAGCCAACACAAGCAACAUUGAAUCCACAGUAGGCCUCUGCAGCAUGGCUUCAACCACACUCUUCACCUAGAUGGAACCAAUCAUCCACCUCCACUGACUAAAAAGGGGACAUUCAGUAUCUGUCCAACACUAGACAUACUCCUCAGUCCAGACUUUCUGAACAAUGUGGAUUAACAAGAAAGACUACUUGUUAUGGGUGUGCCUGGGCAGCUUUCACGACCGUCCGUCUUGACUGCAGGGUUUUGUGUGGUGGUGUGUAGGAGUCCAAGUUAUUGUACAUUUUUGGGCUGGAAACUUGUAAGAUUGAUGUUCUGCAUAAGGCUGUAAAUGUAUAUUGUGUGUGUACAUACAUGCACUGUACGUCCAACUGGUUACGUUGCAGUCUGUUUUCAGACUUACGACAGGCCACCCCUGUUGAUAUGAUAUGAUGAUCAAUUAGCAUUGUGAGUGAUCGGUAAAGUAACUCUAUAUUCUAGAAUGAGGCCUCUUUUCCUUUUUUCCUCUACCGCUCAUCUGUAAUGUUUCCAUCACGCUGCAGAACAUUCAUGCAAGACAAGCAGGCUGUGAGUGAAAGUUGAUAUUGCAUUCUCCAUUUGCUGCUGUGACAGUGUAAUUCGGUAGUGCCUGCCUGCCUGAGCAUCUGGAAUGAAAUGGAGAUAUUAAUGCCGUAUUGCUUCACAGAGAAAUAUCACUGAUCACAUAACCACAUCAGCCGACUGGAGAUGAGAAUGUGAGUAAAGAAGCAUCACAGGUGCCAUAUUAAAAGAAAUGCAAGGUAACAUCUGUGGAAGGUAUUCCACCAGAUAGGAAAGGUUUGACAUCAACACCUAUACACUGAAUGAUUAAGAAUUAAACUGUACAAAACUAUAUUUUAUGUUAGUGUCUACUGCCACAAUUCAAAUAAGCCCCGCGCCAACAUUGCAUCCUGUUCUGAACAUAAUCUUGGCAUAUAUGUAUUUUUCAAUACGUAUCUCAAACUACCAGAAUAACAUUAAACAGUAACCAGUUAUUAUAACUUCUGCAGGUUACCCUUUCUCUUCUCUCUAAUCAGGAUAAUCAUCCUUCUUCCUGUUCUCACCACUUGUAGAGGCAUUGAUCCACUAUAUGACCUAGCAGCCCUGCAGUUCAACUGCCAUUUGAAAAUAAAUCUAAAGAGGGCUUAUAUCUAGAGCCUUGGCUUUAAUGUGGAA
This is a messenger RNA of Oncorhynchus tshawytscha (Chinook salmon), 1831 nucleotides long. Its product is annotated as 28S ribosomal protein S23, mitochondrial. The coding region runs from base 179 to 673 and encodes 164 amino acids. The record is from RefSeq and is a predicted model, not a curated record. Gene Ontology annotation, biological process: translation. Gene Ontology annotation, molecular function: structural constituent of ribosome. The transcript is spliced from 4 exons. NCBI's taxonomy places the organism in Eukaryota, Metazoa, Chordata, Actinopteri, Salmoniformes, Salmonidae. Gene Ontology annotation, cellular component: mitochondrion; ribosome.